CUUCGUUUUCCAUGCUGGUGUUAGCACAGCCGUUCAAAUCUGCCUUAGGUUUACCUUUAAAUUUAGUGAUUUCAGGAGUUAGUUUACGUCCGAACAAUAGAUAGAACUGAGUAGCUGAAAGCUAAUGACAAGUAAACUCUAAAAGUGAAAACAUAGAGACUUGGUAAAGGCUGAAUGCCGCCGAAUAGCCCUGAAAUACACAAACUUUAACGUUCCACAUUAGGAGCAAUUCUCUAAUAGUCCCAUAUGAAGUUGACUGGAGACAUGUGGACUCUGUGCUGCAGGUACAGAGGAGGCUUGCAGCCAUGGCAGGCAAGGGUCGUGGAGUAGCUGCCUUUACCUUCAACAUUGACGCUCUGGGCAUCGGCAGGGGCAGCAUGCCAGAAGCCAGGGUGGGGCCCAGCCCGCUGUUUCCAAGCACAGACUUUAAGCCAGUGCCACUGAAAGCUGGCGAAGAUGAGGACUACAUGCUGGCCUUAAAGCAGGAGAUGAGGGGAACGAUGCAGCGGCUACCACACAACAUCAAGCCUCUGUCCAACAAAGCAGAAGUGGAGAAGUACACGGAGCGAUACCUGAAGCAAAGCCAGAUGGAGGAUGAGGAAUGGACUCCAGACUGGAACCUCUUCCCAAAAGAAUUGAUGCCCCAAAAGAAAAAACCUUGUGCUAAACCAGGCAUAAAGAAGAAAACUGUGAAGAUAUCACGCAAAGACGCAGAAGAUCUGCUGAGUAAAUUAGAUGAACUGGCAAAGAAAGAUGACGGGAACCCAGAAAAAUCAGACGAUGAGACCGAAAAGAAAACUGAGGAUAAGAAUGAGGAGGAAGAAAUUGAAGCGGAAGAAUAUGAUGAAGAGGAUAUUGAAGAGGAAAACGACUACAUUGACAGCUAUUUUGACAAUGGCGAAGAUUUUGCUGCAGAAAGUGAUGAUAAUAUGGACGGUGAAGGAACAUACUGAGAGGGUGUCACUCAAGCAUGCGUACACGGUUGAAGUUGACAAUCGUCAUGUGAUUGUUUCUUUUGGUUAAAUAUUGUACAUAAGUUGGGAAUACUGUUUAGCAGAGUGAUAGUGGGUUUGUUAAGUUUGAGCUUGAGACGCAAGCUGUCCGUAAAGGCAUAUGUAAAUAAGAGAAGCCAAACUAUGUGCACACUGGCAAUAAUUUAUUCAAAAUAGAUGUAUUUAUUUUUCAGCCUGUAGCACAUUUCCACAGGUUGAAAGGCACAUACUGUCAACAACACUUAAUGCUUUUUCAUGAAGUAUCACAGUGAUAAAAUAAAAGGGCUAUAUAACAAAGUGUAAAA
This is a messenger RNA of Micropterus salmoides (largemouth bass), 1297 nucleotides long. It is a transcript of the gene polr3g, whose product is annotated as polymerase (RNA) III (DNA directed) polypeptide G. NCBI's taxonomy places the organism in Eukaryota, Metazoa, Chordata, Actinopteri, Centrarchiformes, Centrarchidae. Gene Ontology annotation, biological process: transcription by RNA polymerase III. The transcript is spliced from 8 exons. Gene Ontology annotation, cellular component: RNA polymerase III complex. The record is from RefSeq and is a predicted model, not a curated record. The coding region runs from base 306 to 953 and encodes 215 amino acids.